AUCAAUUCCUCCAUAUCCAAAACCCAUCACUCUUUCUCUCUCCUCUCCCUUAUUUGCCAUCUUCUUUUUCUUCCCUUUCAACUCCUGCACCAUAGCCCCUCUCUCCCUCUUCCCCCCCGGUUCCAUGGCAAGAAACAGUCUCCAAUCCGUACACCAUUCCCUCCCCAAGCGCCAAUAUCUCUCCGAUACUCCUCCCAUUUUUUCUUCCUCACUUUCCCUCAAACCAAACACCUCCACAACUUCUCUUUCUCACUACUCUCUCUCCACCACCACCACCACCAACUUUUCUCUCUCCUCCACCACUUCUUCCAUCUCACCUUCAACCUCCGAAACCAUCUCCUUCGACACCCUGCAACACCACCUCUCCACCCAAAACUUCCGGCAAGCCGACGAGGAAACCCGCCGUCUUCUCAUCGUUCUAGCAGGAGAAGCGGCUCAGAAACGCGGCUAUGUCUUCUUCUCCGAGGUGCAAUUCAUCUCGGAAUCCGAUCUCAAAGCCAUUGACGAGCUCUGGAAACACCACAGCAACAAUAGGUUCGGAUACAGUGUUCAGAAAAAGAUUUUCGAGAAAGUGGGGAAGGAUUUCACUAGGUUUUUUCUCAAAGUUGGGUGGAUGAAGAAGCUUGAAACUGAGGUUGAGCAAUACAAUUACAGAUCUUUUCCUAAUGAGUUUGUAUGGGAGCUUAGUGAUCAUUCUCCAGAAGGUCAUCUGCCAUUGACGAAUGCUCUCAGAGGUACUCAGUUGCUUAACAAUAUCCUAAACCAUCCAGCUUUCAUGACCGAAGAAGAAGAAGAAGAAGAAGAAGACAAAGGAGCAACAGAAGACAAGGUUGGUAAAGAUGAAGGAACCGACACAAAUAUAGGCUUGAAAGGUUUAAAAGAUUCCUCAAAACCAAUGAGCAAGACAGUCUUCAAACCAGAUUAUAGCUUUUGAGGCUUUUUUUUUUUUUUUUGGGAAGAACUUACCCACUAUUAUAGAAAGGAAAUUGGUAUUUGGGGUUUUUUCUUUUAUUAUAAUUUUAAUAAAUUAAUUAAAGUUUGAAUGUUA
Molecule: messenger RNA, 1048 nt
Organism: Ziziphus jujuba (common jujube)
Lineage: Eukaryota; Viridiplantae; Streptophyta; Magnoliopsida; Rosales; Rhamnaceae
Product: tetrapyrrole-binding protein, chloroplastic
Exons: 1
Coding region: 125-934 (269 amino acids)
Biological process (GO): chloroplast-nucleus signaling pathway
Cellular component (GO): chloroplast
Molecular function (GO): tetrapyrrole binding
Source: RefSeq, a predicted model, not a curated record